AUUGGCUGAGCGGAAGGUCAGCUGCUGCUGUAAGGUUGCACGUGCAUUUCGACGCAUGCCGAAGUCAAGAUGGUGGCCUCCAUGAUUCGUUGUUACCAGUUUGUUGGUAAACAUGGCUUGGCCUUUUGUUCCCGGCCACUGGGGUACUUAAGUUGGAGAGGUGAUGCCAACACGUUACACAGGAGUCAAGCCGCAGCUGCAGCACUGCAGGUGCGAUAUGCCUCGGGUCGCAAAGGUUUUUUGGGAGAGUUUGUGGAUAACCUUCGUCAGGAGUUCGGUAAGAAUCAGGAGAUGAAGGAGAACAUCAAGAAGUUCAGAGAGGAGGCCAAGAGGCUGGAAGAGUCCGAUGCGCUAGAACAGGCGCGGAGGAAAUAUAAGUCUAUAGAAGCAGAGACCGUGAAGACCUCAGAAAUAUUUAAAAAGACACUGGGCUCGUUGUCAGAAACAAUGAAGGAGAGCAUUGAGGAGGUGAGUCGCACAGACAUUGGGAAGAAAAUAAAGGAAGGUGUGGAGGAAGCAGCACGUAGCGCCAUGCACUCUGCUGAGACGGUUUCCAAAGGAGGACAACGACUGGGCAAGACCAGCGCCUUCCAAGCUAUCUCACAGAGUGUAGAGUCCAUGAAGAAGGAGAUCGAUGUUGGCGAUGCUGGACCUUACAGAGCUCCCCCUCAGCUGAGGAAGAGGAGUGAUUUUUCCUCGAAGGGAGCAGAUGGUGACAACAGAGUAUUUGAAGCCAAUGAGGAGGCUUUGGGUGUUGUUCUCCACAAGGACUCAAAGUGGUACCAGCAAUGGAAGGACUUCAAAGACAAUAACAUGGUUUUCAACAGGUUCUUUGAGAUGAAGAUGAAAUAUGAUGAAAGCGACAAUGUCCUCGUCAGAGCAUCCAGAGCUGUGACCGACAGAGUCACCACCGUCCUCGGCGGUCUUUUCUCUAAGACUGAAAUGUCUGAAGUGCUGACUGAGAUUGUGAAGGCAGACCCCAAAUUUGACAAGGACUCUUUUCUCAAACAGUGUGAGAAAGAAAUCAUCCCCAACAUACUGGAGGCUAUGAUUCGUGGUGAGCUGGAUGUAUUGAAAAGCUGGUGCUAUGAAGCGACAUACAGUCAACUGGCCCACCCCAUCCAACAAGCUAGAGCUUUGGGAUUGCUGUUCCAGUCCAAAAUCCUUGAUAUUGAUAAUAUUGAUUUGGCCAUGGGGAAGAUGAUGGACCAGGGCCCAGUGCUCAUCAUCACUUUCCAGGCCCAAGUCGUCAUGGUGCUACGAAGUCCCAAAGGAGACAUCGUGGAAGGAGAUCCGGAGAAGGUAUUGAGGACGAUGUAUGUUUGGGCGCUGUGUCGUGACCAGGAGGAGCUGAACCCCAACGCGGCGUGGAGACUCCUUGACAUCUCCGCAUCCAGCACUGAGCAGGUUCUCUAGGAGGAAAAGAAGAGGGGGAGGGGGAUGUCGGUGAAAAGACACACAAACUAGAAAUGACGAUGAGCCUGGAAUACCUGCAAGUACUCAUGCUCACUGAAAGGGGGACGAAUCUGGGUUCAGUUGUGUGGAUUUUCACACAAUUUCUCCUUUGCCAUCACCAUUAAGAGGCUUAAUGUGCACGUUUAUAAAGAUGCAAAACUUAGAAGAAGUAUUUGACUCUAUGGAUACUUAUCAGUGAACUCUUGUUUUCCAAGUUUGAUCUUAGCCUCUAGGCUACAUUUUGAAAAAGGAUGGCAGCAACUUGCAACAAGCAGGUUCCCGACCCCCGUGGUCUCAUCUCAUGGCAAAGUCCAGCCAGGCAGCCACAUGGUUUCUACAUGCUCGGGACUAAACUGCAUGCUUGAUCAGUUCCUAGCAGGACAUCAAAAGGAAGCUUAAUGCUUCCCCGCUCAACUACACUGAAAAUUGACAUUAUUUAUUUAUUUGCAAAUACCUUCCAAAUUUCCCCAUUUUGGGACAAUUAAAGGUUAUCUUAAUGCUUAAUUUAAGCUGUAAGCAAAUGCACGUUGGGUUUGAAGGAGGAGAGGUCAUCACAAUUAUAUACAUUUUGUUAGAGUCAGCUUCGGAGAUGUGUUUGGUGCCGUGAAAAAGUAUUUGCCCUUUUCCUGAUUUCAGAUUGUAUUAUUAUUAUCAUUAUUAUGUGAAUGUAAGUGCGAAUGAUUGUUUGUUUAUAUGUGCCCUGCGAUUGGCUGCCGACCAGUUCAGGGAUAGGCUGCAGCACGUCCGAGGAAAGCGGUACAGAAAAUGGAUGGAUGGAUGGAUUAUUAUUUGCCAAUUUGUCACACUUAAAUGUUUCGGAUCAUCAAGGUAAUUAUUAUAUUGCACAAAGACAACCCCAGGAAAUACUAAAUGCAGUUUUUAAAAGCUGAUUUUGUUUAUUAAAUGGGGAAAAAAAAUCAAAAUCUGUGUGGCCCUAUGUGAAAAAGUAUUUGCCUCUUCCCCCAACCCAUACCACCUGAUUUGUUGAAUCAAAAAAAUACUUAAAUAGUACCUGUCAAAGUAAAGUUGGCAACUCAGUAAGAAAUGUGUCACAAUCUAAAGACAUUCAAGAACAAAUGAGAAACGCAGUGAUGGAAAUCUGUAUCAGUCUAGAAAAGCUGACAAAGCCAUUUCCAAGGCCUUGGGACUCCAGCAAACCACAGUCAGACAUUAUCCACAAAUUGAGAAAACUGGUAACAGUGGUAAACUGUAGUGAUUGGCCAGAAGACGACUCAUCCAGGAGGCCAUGAAAGAACUUAGAACAAUAUACAAAGAAUUGCAAUAACCUUUUCACAUAGUGCCAGAUAGGUUGUUUUUUUUUUGUCCCCUGUUAAUUAAUAUCAUCAUUUAGAAUUUUGUAUUUCCUCCGGUUGUCUUUGUUGAGGUAUUUAAAUUUGCUUGAUCUGAAACAUUUGAAUGUGAUAAAUAUGCAAAAAAAUAAUAAUAAUUCACAGCAUUGUAUAUAGAAUAGUUCCAAUCAAAAGUAUUAAGCCCCCAUUGUAAAUUUCAAUUAUUUUCAAAAUAGUACAAACUUUACAGAUCCACUUUCCAUAAAUACUUAGCUUUGUUUUAAGUUGUGUAGAGCCAUUUAAAAUUGUUUUGAAUUGUUGUCAAGUCACUAAAUGUUUGUAAAUUUUGCAAAUCUAAUUUACAUUGAGUGUUCUAAUCUUAAAUGCGCCUUUAGUCCUUUAUGUCCUCCUAUUGCAGCAUUUUAAAUUGAGCACAAUAGAAACUGAGUUUCUGCAACUUGGCAUUUUUAAUGUUGAAGAACUUUACAGAAUUUUGGCUUGUUCAGCAGAUUAAUACAACAAUUGAACCACUUACAGAUAUAUAGCUUGUAAGAAAAAGUCUGAAGCAUCUCAGAAAAUCUUCCCCGUGAAUAUUAUAAUGUUCAGGUUAUUUAAACCACAUAAAUGUUAUGUAGCUUCUCAUUAUAAUACAGUUCCAUAAUUCAUCAUGAAUUCAAAACAAAACAUUAAUUCAUUAAUUGGAUUAUACCUAAUAAAUCAUUCUCCAUAUGCGUUUAAAUGUAAAUAUAUGGGACCAUAUUCCAAUAUCUGAUGAAGGAGCCUUGUCAGACUGUGGAUCGUGUUGCACUUCCUUAUUGAGAUGAAUGAGUGAGUUUACCUUUUUUUUUUUUUUUUUUUUUUUUUUUUUUAAAAGACUGUUUUUACAUUUACAUUCAUCACAUUUCACUCUGGACCGAACAGACUAUGAUUGCUUUGCGCCAGUUGUAUCGUUUUUGUAUUUCACCAUCUGAAGAUGAUACGCAUUGGAUUUGAAGUGCAACAUCCCAUGAAUGCCCAAGUUGGUUCGUUCAUGUAUUUCCGCACAAAAAUGCUAUUCAUGUUCAACAAAGUAAAGAGAUCUAUCAUGAUUGUUUACACUUUGUGCAUAUUGACCUUUGCAUAUACAAUCAAUAAAUUAGACUAUUGGUAAAAUCUCA
Phyllopteryx taeniolatus (common seadragon) is the source of this 3901-nucleotide messenger RNA. Its product is annotated as mitochondrial import inner membrane translocase subunit TIM44-like. Gene Ontology annotation, biological process: protein import into mitochondrial matrix. Gene Ontology annotation, cellular component: mitochondrial inner membrane. Gene Ontology annotation, molecular function: protein-folding chaperone binding. Bases 70 to 1416 code for a protein of 448 amino acids. NCBI's taxonomy places the organism in Eukaryota, Metazoa, Chordata, Actinopteri, Syngnathiformes, Syngnathidae. The transcript is spliced from 13 exons. The record is from RefSeq and is a predicted model, not a curated record.